Molecule: messenger RNA, 887 nt
Organism: Hibiscus syriacus
Lineage: Eukaryota; Viridiplantae; Streptophyta; Magnoliopsida; Malvales; Malvaceae
Product: gibberellin 2-beta-dioxygenase 2-like
Exons: 3
Coding region: 34-783 (249 amino acids)
Biological process (GO): response to light stimulus; gibberellin catabolic process
Source: RefSeq, a predicted model, not a curated record
GGAGAAAAGUUUUUGUGCUUGGAGUCCGUAGCUAUGGUGGUGGCUUCACCGAACCCGAGUCGAGCCGAAAAGCCGGAAGCCAUAGAGCUUCCGGUGAUAAACCUCUCGGCCGAGAGAACAGAGGUCGCAAAGCUCAUUACGAAAGCCUGCGAGGAGUACGGUUUCUUCAUGGUGAUCAACCAUGGAGUGUCGGAGGAAACCAUCGCGGCAAUGGAAGAAGAAGGUCUCAACUUCUUUACGAGGCCGGAUGUCGAAAAGCAAAGAGCCGGGCCGGCUGUACCUUACGGCUAUGGCCGUAAGAACAUCGGUUUCAAUGGCGAUAUUGGUGAAGUUGAAUACCUUCUUCUUCAUACCAAUCCUCUUUCCAUUUCUCAGAGCUCCAUUACCAUCUCCGGUGACCCCCAAAAGUUCUGUCCUCAGAUCUUGACCAUCUUGAGAUCCAACGACGUCGGCGGCCUGCAGAUUCGUGUAGCCGAUGCUGUCUGGGUCCCUGUUCCCCCUGACCCUACUGCCUUUUGUGUCAACGUAGGUGAUGUUUUACAGGCAAUGACCAAUGGGAGAUUCAUGAGCGUGAGGCACAGAGCACUGACCAAUAUCAACAAGCCAAGGAUGUCAAUGGCCUAUUUUGGGGCACCACCACUCCAUGCAAGAGUCACUGCCCCUCCAGAGCUGGUCACACCCCAUAGCCCUUUGCUGUAUAGGCCUUUCACAUGGGGUGAAUACAAAAAAGCUUCAUAUUCUCUCCAGCUUGGUGACAGCCGCCUUCAACUUUUCAGAAAAUGAACGUGCUGGUUAGACCAGUUUGAUUCCCUGCAAUUUUGGCUGUAAAACCUUCAAAUCUUCCAUAGUUUUUGUUUACAGGUUGAAAAAAAUGUUUUAUCCAUAUA